This is a messenger RNA of Cuculus canorus (common cuckoo), 1227 nucleotides long. RefSeq names its product EBNA1 binding protein 2 (gene EBNA1BP2). The transcript has 9 exons. Gene Ontology annotation, cellular component: nuclear periphery; nucleolus; preribosome, large subunit precursor. The record is from RefSeq and is a predicted model, not a curated record. Gene Ontology annotation, biological process: ribosomal large subunit biogenesis; rRNA processing. The coding region runs from base 76 to 990 and encodes 304 amino acids. NCBI's taxonomy places the organism in Eukaryota, Metazoa, Chordata, Aves, Cuculiformes, Cuculidae.
GAGGCAGUGGUGCGCACGUGACCGGAAGCGCUGGCGCGGUGAAGGGGUGGUCACGUGAUAGGAAGUGGCGGCAGCAUGGCGGGGUGCGGGACGAUGUCGGACUCAGAUUCGGACUCGGAGGGCUCCUCUCUCUCGGACUCGGAGCUGCAGGAGGCGUUGCGGAGCGGCGCGCUGAAACCGGGGCUCAACGUGGUGCUCGAGGAACGGCCCAAGCGGCGCAACGAUGUGGAUGGCCUAAAGCAGUGCCUGUCCGAGUUCAGGCAGCCCCUGGCAUGGGUGGAAAGGCUGGAUGUGACUUUGGGCCAGGUCCUGGAUCCCGUUUCACAGAAUGCUUCCAACAAAGACGCUGUGGACCCCGAGAAUGAUUUCCAGAGAGAGAUGAGCUUUUACCGGCAGGCACAGGCAGCCGUCCUGGAAGCCCUCCCCAGGCUGCGUAAGCUCCAAAUUCCUACUCGUCGCCCAGAUGAUUACUUUGCAGAGAUGGCCAAAUCAGACCAACAGAUGCAGAAGAUUCGGCAGAAGCUUAAGAGCAAACAGGAAGCAAUGGAGAGGUCUGAGAAAGCGAAACAGCUCCGUGCAAUGAGAAAAUAUGGCAAGAAGGUGCAAACUGAGAUUCUGCAGAGGAGACAAAAGGAGAAGAAAAAUAUGUUGAAUGCAGUCAAGAGAUACCAGAAAGGUCUCUCUGACAAGCUGGACUUUCUAGAAGAAGAGCAGACGUCGUCUAAAGGGAAUAAAAAAGGCAGUGCAAGUCAACGGACAAAGAAGGGGCCAAAUGCCAAAAGACGAUACAAGAACCAGAAGUUUGGCUUCGGUGGGAAGAAGAAGGGCUCAAAGUGGAACACAAAGGAGAGUUUUAAUGAUGUAUCCAGCUUCCGGUCAAAAGUGGCUCACAACAAAGGCCCAGGAAAAGCAGGCAAAGGCGGGAAAAAAGCCCUCAAUAAGAGACCUGGAAAGAGAGCAAGGCAGAAAAUGAAGAGCCGAGCACGCUAAGAGGACUGUGCUCCCUCCCUAGUGGGGGUUACUCUGUUUCUUUGUGUGACGAGAUGUGUUUCUGCUGUUGUCAAGCAGCUAAUGGUGAAGCAAGACGGAUACUUCCAAGUGGCAAGAAAAACAGUCAGUGGAAACUACUGCCUUAUCACUUAAUUUCUUCCUGCGGUCUGUUUUGUGGAAGGACUGUUUUUUACUUAAACCUUUGGGGUGUGAACGUAUUAAAUAGUUUGCACAGAA